AUGUGUAAUUUACGGGAGAACUUUUGGAUCAUAAAGGCCAGGAAAACUAUUAGGACAGUUGUACAGCGUUGUGUACCUUGCAAGAGAUUCACAUCUAAAGGAACUAAAGCAGAGUCCAUUGCUUUACCUGCAGAACGAGUUCAAGACGCUGCAACUUUCCAAGUGACAGGAGUGGAUCUUGCUGGCCCUUUGUAUCUUAAAGGUGGUCACAAAGCCUGGAUUGUCCUGCACACAUGUGCAGUCUAUAGAGCUAUACACCUCGAACUCACUACCUCAUUAUCCACCGAAGCUUUUCUUCAGUCUUUUAGACGUUUCAUAGCCAGAAGAGGUAGACCAAAGAUAGUGUACAGUGAUAAUGGGACUAAUUUCCUCGGUGCAAACAAUGCUUUAACAAACAUCGAUUGGGCACAGAUAGCUAAGUUUUCGGCUGUGCAGAAAAUUCAGUGGAAAUUUAACCCGCCAACCGCCGCAUGGUGGGGUGGUUGGUGGGAGAGAUUAAUUCAACUUGUCAAACGUAUCUUGAGAAAAGUAUUAGGUAGAGCAGUAUUGUCUUAUGAAGAGUUAGUCACAGUGCUAUGUGAUUGCGAACAAGUUAUUAACUCUAGACCUCUCACAUACGUCACAGAAGAUAUAGAUGACUUGUCUCCGUUAACUCCGUCCCAUUUCCUACAAGAAUUGAAGUCUGAUGUGACUGAUUUGGAUAACGUCGACCAAGUAGGAUUAAACAACAGACUGAAAUAUGUUCAUCAAGUGCGCGAACAUCUUCGAAAAANUUCACUUUUCGAAUGCCGUCCAAUUAAAAAUUGGAUUUACAUUUAG
This is a messenger RNA of Parasteatoda tepidariorum (common house spider), 819 nucleotides long. The record is from RefSeq and is a predicted model, not a curated record. NCBI's taxonomy places the organism in Eukaryota, Metazoa, Arthropoda, Arachnida, Araneae, Theridiidae.